Molecule: messenger RNA, 4054 nt
Organism: Helicoverpa armigera (cotton bollworm)
Lineage: Eukaryota; Metazoa; Arthropoda; Insecta; Lepidoptera; Noctuidae
Gene: dac
Product: dachshund homolog 2
Exons: 12
Coding region: 64-2199 (711 amino acids)
Biological process (GO): regulation of transcription by RNA polymerase II
Cellular component (GO): transcription regulator complex; nucleus
Molecular function (GO): RNA polymerase II cis-regulatory region sequence-specific DNA binding; DNA-binding transcription factor activity, RNA polymerase II-specific
Source: RefSeq, a predicted model, not a curated record
UUUAUUGUUGCGCGGAACAGCGCGCGCGACGGGUGUGUGAUGCGUGUGUAGUCUGUUGCGAGCAUGGAGUCCGCCGUGGACUCAGCGUCGACCGCGAGCGAGGUGAGCGGCUCCUCCGGGGGCUCGCCGAGAGUGAAGGCCGCGUCCCCGGCGCGAGGGCUGAGCCCGCCGCAGCUGCUGGCGCCGCGGCUGCCGCUGCCGCCGCCCGGGCUCGGCCUGCUGGGCUCGCUGCAGAUGAUGCACCACUCGCCGCUCGAGCUGAUGGCGGCCGCGCACCACCACGGCCCGCCGCGCUACGGCAGCCCGCCGCCCAUCUCCACCUCCGACCCCUCGGCCAACGAGUGCAAGCUGGUGGACUACCGCGGCCAGAAGGUGGCGGCCUUCAUCAUCCAGGGCGACACGAUGCUGUGCCUGCCGCAGGCGUUCGAGCUGUUCCUGAAGCACCUGGUGGGCGGGCUGCACACAGUGUACACGAAGCUAAAAAGACUGGACAUAGUGCCGCUGGUGUGCAAUGUGGAACAGGUGCGCAUCCUGCGCGGGCUGGGCGCCAUCCAGCCGGGCGUCAACCGCUGCAAGCUGCUGUCGUGCAAGGACUUCGACGUGCUGUACCGCGACUGCACCACGGCAAGGUGCCUGUCAAUGAAAGCGCCAGACAGCUCCAGACCGGGCCGACCACCGAAGCGCGCGUCCGGAGUGGGCCUGUCUCUCGCAGCCACGCAGUUCCCUGGACACCCGUUCAAGAAGCACCGCCUUGAGAACGGGGAGUACUCGCCUUAUGAAAACGGACAUAUGAGUGAAAUGGCUCGUAUGGAGAAGUCCCCCCUCUUGGCUAACGGGUACAACGCUCCCCCGACGCACCUGGGCCCCAUGGGGUUCAUGCACCAGCACGCGCUCAUGUCCCCAGGCAUGCCUCACCACGGCGUGCCACGACCUGACGGCUCCAUCAUCAAAGGACAGCCUAUGCACAAUAUGGAAGCACUUGCAAGAUCUGGUAUUUGGGAGAAUUGUAGAGCGGCAUAUGAGGACAUCGUUAAACAUCUCGAAAGAUUGCGUGACGAACGAGGCGACAUGGAACGAGUUAUGGCGAUGGAUAAGGCUCGGGAGGGUUCACAUAACGGUUCUUCCCCAGGUCACAGUCCGGUGCUGAACCUCUCAAAAUCCGGGUCUGGUGGUGACCGAGACCGGUCAGAGCGGAGUGACCGUGACCGGAACGACCGGGGCGAGGGUUCCGCGAGCGGGCGAAGCUCGGCCGCGUCGCGCAGGAGUCCUCAGCCUCCUCGCCUGCCCUCCGCAGCCACUGCAGCAGCUAGUCCAAGGUCACACUCCGAUGAAAGCGACGCACAACUAUCAGACCAGGAGGAUCAUAAUGUCAAGGACGAAGACGACGCUUACUUUUGUUUAGGUGGUGACUUGAGCGACGGGGAGCGCGAGCUGCCCACGUCAGCGUCUCCUGCGCCGGUGAGCUACGCAGCGCAGACCAGCACGCCGCCCAACGUGCCGGUGGAUCCCACGGCAGACACCCUCGUCUCCUCCACAGAGACCCUGCUGAGGAACAUACAGGGCCUGCUCAAAGUGGCCGCGGAUAACGCCCGGCAACAAGAGAGGCAGAUCAGCUAUGAAAAAGCUGAAUUAAAAAUGGACGUUUUGAGGGAACGGGAAGUAAAAGACAACCUCGAACGGCAACUUCUCGACGAGCAGAAAAUGAGAGUGAUGUACCAAAAACGGCUAAAGAAGGAGAGAAAACAGCGGCAAAUGAUCCAGGAACAACUUGAAUUAGAACUCAAGAGACGACAAAAAGUUGAAGAGGCUCUUAAACAAUCUGGAGCGCCCUCUGAAAUACUCAGAAUUGUAACUGAGAACCUAACGCCGUCGUCGCAAGAGACGCCGCGCUCGGAGCGAGAGAACGGCUCGGAGCGGGAGAGCAAGCCCCCCAGCGCUGAGCCACCUUCAGCCUCGCCGCCCUUCCAGCGGGAACCUCCUCGCACGCCCGACAAGCCGCAGUGGAACUACCCGCCGCCGCCUGUCGACAUCAUGAGCGGUGGUGCUGCUUUCUGGCAGAAUUACUCUGAAACUCUGGCGCAAGAGUUGGAGAUGGAGCGCAAAUCCCGCCAGCAGGCCAUGGAGCGUGACGUGAAGAGCCCCCUGUCAGACCGCGCCGGCUACUACAAGAACUCAGUGCUGUUUAGUUCAGCCACUUAGCUGACAAAUUCCGGGGCUAACGACUACCCCGACAAUCAAGAAUACGACAAAGAAAUCGACGAAUCGAGAAAACCAAUGAUCAGCGUCAAACCCGAGUUUAGGGAAAAAUAAAUCCAAAGAUUCGAGAUUGGUGAAUGAACUUAUCAGUGGUCUCAACGUUCCGAUCGAUGACACAAUUCUCAACAGGAACACAAAGAAAAAUACUUCCAAAAAUAUCUUAGAAACCCAAAAACUGUUCAUCUGAUUGUUUAUUCAAGUAAUGUUUUGGCAUAAACGAUCUCAAUGAAGUUGUCACUGCUUCUCGUUAUUGAGAUUAAUUGUAAAUAUUGUUAUUGAAAUCGAAGUAAGAUGUAGAUUUCGUGGUGUUUAUACGAAGUCUCAUAAACUCUUCUUCCAUAGAAAAAUUUGUAAAUAUCCCUUUAUAAUUAUUAUUAGAGUAAGUCAGUACGGUUUUAUCGACGAUCCGAGUAAUUUAUUCGUCAAUAUUUUAAUCUUUUAUGAAGAGUACCUUUAACUUAUCGUUAAAUGCCAUAUUUAUAUAUUAAGUAUCCAUUGUUAUUUGCCUUUGUAAAUCUGAAUUUAUUUUCAAAUCAAUCUGUACCUACAUACAUAUCAUAAGCUGUUCGAAUGUUCAUUGAUCGAUUGAAACAAUUGUUGGAAUUGAUCUAAGACUGCUUUUCCAGAGUUUUCUAAAAUGUUGUCACUAGUCUCGCAAUUUCUGUAAACGAUAGGUGUUUAAGUUCCUAUGAUGUUUGUUUAAAAGACCGUUACGAUAUCUUCAAACAAAGUUUAAAUAGUAGGUACACAUUUGUUUAAUCCAUGAUAUUUUACUUUCAAUAGUAAAUAAUUGUGAUCUUCACUCUCGUGUAAUUUAUUCAAUUUUAGUGCAAUGAUUAGAUUUAACUGAUACUAGUGUAUUUCAUAAACCAUAAAAGUGUACGAUAAGAUAGUGGUUUUAAAAGGAUACAUUUUUACAUUUCAAUAUUAUUGACUGAAAACAGAAGAGACAGUUUUUUGCGUACAAUAUAAACUAAGUGUUUUCUUUAAAACUUCAUAAACUAGAAGAUGUAUAAAUAAUUAUAAUCGCUAUAUCUCAUAUCCAUAACGCAGAGUCGAUGUAUAUGGGUAGUUAACCUAACAAUAAGUUCGGUAGUUUAACAUUAUACAUAAAGUAUAAAAUGAUAGUGUUAUUUAUAUUGAUGCUUAGUUUACGAGACUUUGGAUGUCUUAAUAGCUUAAAGUAAGGUUUUAGAGAUUGUAUCGGGCGUAAUAUUGGCGCUUGGCUAUUGGGCAACUAGCACUAGUUGGGACACCAAAUGUUAUUUAGUGAAACGAACUACGGCUGUUGAAAUAUUCCAAUCGCCUCGAAAUUGUCGAAAAUAACGUAAAACGGAAUAUUGGUGAAUAGUCAAACGCCGAUGCAAACGAUCGCUUAAUACAAGUAAUUACAUAUUAUCUGUAAAGGAUAAUGAGACGUAAUGAAUAAAACUUAGUUGUUACUAUAAAUGUUUAGCUGAACAUGUGUGAUUGUGUAAAGGGCGUGAAUGUGGUACUUUUGUAUCAGUUAUUUUCAUUUGAUUACAAUAGAAUGACAGUACUGAUGUGGAAGCUAGUAUUUGUGAACGCACCCGCCUCGGGUCUGACCCAGUAUUGUCGUUAGAAAUAGUUUUUUCUUUGUCAAUUAGAUGUUGAGGCUUCUCAAUGUACCUAUUUUGUAUUUUGGUAAUAGUAUGCAGUUCUGAAAGCAAGUGUAACUAUUUAUUAUUUCUAUUUUAAUUAUGAUUAAUUUACUUAAAAUUGUGUGUGUGCCUUGUAUCGUAGAUGAAAAUAUCAAGAUUAAAAGGGAAAAUUAUCA